Molecule: messenger RNA, 1693 nt
Organism: Daktulosphaira vitifoliae (grape phylloxera)
Lineage: Eukaryota; Metazoa; Arthropoda; Insecta; Hemiptera; Phylloxeridae
Product: venom protease-like
Exons: 7
Coding region: 487-1629 (380 amino acids)
Biological process (GO): proteolysis
Molecular function (GO): serine-type endopeptidase activity
Source: RefSeq, a predicted model, not a curated record
UAGAACACUAAAUGUAAAUUUUUAAUGCGAGCGAGUUGCUCAAAACAAUCCAUGAUAUUAAUUUAGUUUGAAGCCGUACUCGCUAGCGCUAGUUAUCAUUUUAUAAGUAGUUUAUUCAGUUUUCAACUAUGACAUGAUUGAAUAAAAACAAUUCUGAAAUUCAAUUUGCAUUUAAUUAUAAAAGAUUUUAUAAGUACAUCAUCACAGUUUUUAUAAACACAUAUAAUUGUGACCUGCAAAAUGGUUUGCCAGUAGUGGAUUCAUCUGCUACUAAAUCCAAUGUUAACAUUAUUGUCUUAACCUUCAAGAAAUUCCACUUUUCAUAAAUAGUGGGGACCUACGUUCAAAGAAGGUGUUGAUUAUUUAAUUAAAUAUAUCGCAUUUCAGAAAUUGGUCUAUACUUAACAAUACUUAAACGGCAUGUGUUUAAUAAUACCUUCUCUGUAAAAUUAAUAGUAUAAGAAUAAUUUUAAAAAGUGCAACCAAAUGGGUACCAGAUUAAGUUUAUUUUUUGAAUUGGUAAUUUUUUAUUGUUUUAGUACUUGUAUUUUUUGUCAAAUGAUACAUUUUGAAAAAGGUGAUGAUUCGUUAAAUUAUGAAUGCAAAGGAAAUAAAUUAACAUGUAAGAUUCUUAGUGAAUGUACAGCAGUGCAUCAACUAAUUAAACAAGGAAAAAAUCCAAAGAUAUGCAAGUUUGUUGGUUUAGAACCAAUGGUAUGUUGUCCAACAGAUAAUCUAUCUAAUACUAGAUAUGAAACAAAACAAUCAAUCUUCGAAGAAAAGUGCAAUGAGUAUAUUCAAUAUUCCCGUGAUUACAAAAAUAAUCCAGUUACAAUGAACUCUGACAACAAUUUUUUUCAUGUAACAGUUGUUGGCGGCAAAAACGCAAAUCCGAAGGAAUUUCCUCAUAUGGCAUUGAUUGGAUACGGAAAAACAUUAGAAAGUGUUAGGUGGUCUUGUGGUGGUUCAUUGAUAAGUCAUAGAUGGAUCUUGAGUGCUGCACAUUGUGAAAAAUUAAAUUCAUUAUCAGCUCGGUGGGUUCGUCUUGGCGAUCUUGACAUAGAAUCAGAUACUGACGAUGCACAACCCGUAAACUAUGACAUAAUUCGGCGCGUAGUGCAUCCAGAUUUCAAACCACCUUCUAGAUAUAACGAUAUUGCAUUGUUCUACUUAGAUAAAGAUGUUGAUUUUUCAGAAUAUAUUCUACCACUAUGUCUUAAUGCAAAUCAUCAAUUAUACAUGACAAAUCUAAUUGCUACAGGCUGGGGAUUGACAUCCACUGGUGGCCCACCAAGCUCCCAUUUGCAAAAAGUUGAUUUGGAUUUAAUAUCAAUGGACAAAUGUAAGGCAAGUUAUGGUAUAACCAAAUUACUCAAUAUUGGAAUACAUAAUGAAAGCCAAUUAUGUGCUGGAUCAGAAACUGAAGAAAAAGAUACUUGUCAAGGUGACUCUGGAGGUCCAUUACAAAUUGUUCAUCCUAAAUAUAAGCAAAUGUACGUUCAAGUCGGAAUAACUUCUUUUGGAGAAUUUUGUGCAGAUAAAGAAAAAGCAGGAGUAUACACUAAAAUUUUGCAUUACUUACCAUGGAUAGAAAAAAUAGUUUGGCCUUCAUCCAAUGCAUUUCUUUGAGUUAAAAUAAGACUUUGUUUUAAAAAUCAGUAAUGAAAAUAAACUUUUCAUUAUACUUUUAUUA